Messenger RNA from Galeopterus variegatus (Sunda flying lemur), 3512 nucleotides. RefSeq names its product TBC1 domain family, member 22B (gene TBC1D22B). Gene Ontology annotation, molecular function: GTPase activator activity. Lineage: Eukaryota; Metazoa; Chordata; Mammalia; Dermoptera; Cynocephalidae. Gene Ontology annotation, biological process: activation of GTPase activity. Bases 105 to 1622 code for a protein of 505 amino acids. The transcript has 13 exons. The record is from RefSeq and is a predicted model, not a curated record.
GCGGCCGGAAAGCGGCCUGGGUUGGCCCUCAGAUUGCGGGGUCCAGGGGGCAUCAAGCCAGGCACCCCCCUGUCCGCCUACAAGGCCUUCCCCGGGCCAGAGCAAUGGCCGCCGAGAACAGUAAGCAGUUUUGGAAGAGGAGUGCCAAGCUGCCGGGGAGCAUUCAGCCUGUGUAUGGAGCACAGCACCCUCCUCUGGACCCUCGGCUCACCAAAAACUUCAUUAAAGAACGGUCAAAAGUCAACACAGUUCCUCUGAGGAAUAAGAAGGCCUCCAGUUUUCAUGAGUUUGCCCGGAAUACCAGUGAUGCUUGGGACAUUGGCGAUGAUGAGGAAGAGGACUUUUCCUCACCUUCUUUCCAAACUCUGAACUCAAAAGUGGCUUUGGCAACUGCAGCCCAAGUCCUAGAAAACCACAGCAAGCUGAGGGUAAAACCAGAACGGUCCCAGUCAACGACAUCUGACCUUCCUGCCAACUACAAGGUCAUAAAGUCCAGCAGUGACGCCCAGCUAUCCAGAAACUCCAGUGAUACAUGCUUGAGGAACCCUCUCCACAAACAGCAGUCACUCCCUCUCCGACCCAUCAUCCCCCUCGUUGCCCGGAUCUCAGACCAGAAUGCUUCUGGGGCCCCUCCGAUGACUGUCCGGGAGAAAACCCGCCUAGAAAAAUUCCGUCAGCUUCUCUCCAGCCACAACACUGACUUAGAUGAACUGAGGAAGUGUAGCUGGCCAGGGGUUCCCAGGGAGGUUCGACCUGUAACCUGGAGACUCCUGUCGGGCUAUCUCCCAGCAAACACUGAGAGGAGGAAGUUGACCCUGCAGCGGAAGCGGGAGGAGUAUUUUGGCUUCAUUGAGCAGUACUAUGAUUCUCGAAAUGAGGAACAUCACCAGGAUACCUACAGACAGAUUCACAUUGACAUUCCAAGGACGAAUCCUCUCAUUCCAUUGUUCCAGCAACCACUUGUACAGGAGAUCUUUGAAAGAAUUCUCUUUAUUUGGGCCAUCCGACACCCUGCCAGUGGGUAUGUCCAGGGAAUUAAUGACCUGGUCACUCCGUUCUUUGUCGUCUUCCUUUCAGAAUACGUGGAAGAGGAUGUGGAGAACUUUGACGUGACCAACCUGUCUCAGGACAUGCUGCGAAGCAUUGAAGCUGACAGCUUUUGGUGCAUGAGCAAACUGCUGGAUGGAAUCCAGGAUAACUACACCUUUGCACAACCAGGGAUCCAGAAGAAGGUCAAGGCACUGGAAGAGCUUGUCAGCCGGAUUGAUGAGCAGGUACAUAAUCACUUCAGGAGGUACGAGGUUGAAUACCUACAGUUUGCCUUUCGUUGGAUGAACAACCUGCUUAUGCGGGAGCUUCCUCUUCGCUGCACCAUCCGCCUGUGGGACACAUACCAGUCUGAACCAGAAGGGUUCUCCCACUUUCAUCUCUAUGUGUGUGCAGCCUUCUUGAUCAAGUGGAGGAAAGAGAUCUUGGAUGAGGAGGACUUUCAGGGCCUCCUCAUGCUGCUACAGAACCUCCCUACAAUACACUGGGGCAACGAAGAGAUCGGGCUGCUUCUCGCCGAGGCAUACAGACUCAAGUAUAUGUUUGCCGACGCCCCCAAUCACUACCGCCGAUAGGUGCUGUCUCUCCCUAGGGACCCAGACUGCCCCAUCUCUGAUGGCAAUCUGAUCACUGUGGCCACUGUGCGAGCUGUGGACCCCAGCCAGGAACCACUCCUGCUGUAAAAAGCUCACACCCGCCGCCCAAGUCUUAACGUUUUGGCGUCUGCCACUUCGUAUCUCUGGAUGUGUCUCUUGGAUCACUGUCAGUAUUCCAUGCCAUGUGGAUGGGCCCAGCUCUGGGAGAGGACAGAAAAGGAGGUACAGGGUUGUCUGCCCCUUUAGAAGAAACUGGACAAAAGAAGGGGAAGGCUCAGGGUCUCAACUCACAUUGUCCCUACAUGGACUGGCUGUCUCUUGCCUCCAGGCGCCAACUGAUACUGUUCCUUUUUGUGACAUAGUUUGAUUUGGUCACAGGUCAAAGACACCAUAUGUUUUCAGAAGACUCCUGGCCCCUGUUCCCUCUCCUUGAUUUCCUAGCCCUUCCCUUUCUGCCCUAGUAUGAGCCAGUGAGGGGCAGCUUUUUAAGGCCAUCGUUCUGGAUGGAAGAGGCACUGAUGCCUGUCACACUGGGAAGAGGGCUACACCCAAGGGCUAGGAAUUUGAUUUUUCCUUUUCCCAUCAGAUGUCUGUAUGUGUGCAUAUGUGAGAGUGUGUGUGUAUACAUGCCCAUCAGCAUUUAGUUACAGGUCUGAAUAUCUGUGUUCAGACUAGCCUCAUCAGAGCCAGUUGGGAAGGGCCCCAGUGACCAAGUGUAUAAGCAUCACUUGAGAAGGAUCAGGGCAGGGGAGGGAAAAGGGGCUUUUUACCUCUCCAAACCAUUUUCCAUGAUGACCCACUCCAAGAUAUUAUGUGUAAAUUGUGUUAUUAUGUAUAUGGGUAAAGAUGUACAAAUAUAUGUCCUCUUUGUAUCAGAUAUGAUUUUAUAUUUAUAAUGUGCAGCAACAUGUGAAAGCAAUCUAGGUCACUAGCACAGAUGAAGUUGCUAGGCAGGUGGCUUCAGCGCCUCCAGCGCCUCCAGGUUGGUUUCUGGGUGCUGUGCUGUGAGGGAAGUAAAAUGGGAGUUAGCCAGGUGAGUACAGCUGAGCAGGUGAGCUGCUUUGAAAACCAGUGGCAACCAUCCCAAGCGUCAGUGUCGCCGAGUUUUCCUCUUUGCCCCUUCCUUCCCACCCCUCCCUGGGCCUUUCUGGAGUCUCUGCCCUGCUCCUCUCCCUCUUCAGCACCCUUCACCCCCAGCAGCCUCCCUGAAAAGGGACUGCAGAGGCAGAAGCCCUUUCUACGUGUUGUACACCUGCCUUCCCCUGCCCCCCUCUGAAUCUGGGGAGGGCUUUUGUUUUUAUAUUUUAAAGUCAGCAUUGUAUUCAGGACAGAAGCUGUGACUGACUAGUCAGUGCCAAGGAAAGGGGUUUCCUGUGUGUCCCUGGGGUUUGGGGCUCAUUUCAGAGAGUAGUAUUUGGUGUCCCAUACUAUCACCAUCACACCCCACACAGCUCAUGAGAUGUGUGACCCAUGUUCGAUUUUUGGUGUUUGAUAGUAGAGACAUGGGAGGGGGAGGGGGGCAAGCCCCUGUCAUCCUCUUGGGAAGCCAGGCAGUGUUCCCAGUGGGUGACACCCUUGAGUCUCUCACCAGCGAAGCCCCACCACACCACACUGACAUGAGUUAGGUUUCUCAUCUGGAGCUGUUUCUCAGGCAUUCUUCCUAACCUUUUUUUUUCUUCCUCCCUUUUGGUGUGCCUCAGUAGUCUCCUUCACAGAGUGAAAGGGCUGUGACCCUCUCUCAACUGGACUAAUUAGAGAAAGACACUUGUGUUCCCAAGUGGUGUUUUUAUUUUUUUAGUUUUUAUGUUUGUAUGGGAAAUUGUGGAUAAAGUGAAAGAAUUGUAAAUAAAUAGUGUAUUUGCUCCUCCA